This is a messenger RNA of Strongylus vulgaris, 786 nucleotides long. The record is from the annotation of a GenBank genome assembly. Lineage: Eukaryota; Metazoa; Nematoda; Chromadorea; Rhabditida; Strongylidae.
AUGGAUCGACGUCGAGCACCCUUAUCUGACCUCCAACGAAUGAUAUCGAAACUCUCUAGACGCCUAGAUAUAGCUGAUUUGGGGAAGGUGCUCGAAAGUUGCUUUUCUAGGUUGUUGGAUUCUCCAUGUUUACUUGAAGAACUAUAUAAAGGGUAUGGCAAUGACUGUUUAGCUUCUCCAUCUUUAGCGGAUUUCCACGAUAAAUUAGCUGUUGAAAUUACAAAAGCUGUAUCCCACUCGGAUUGGGAAGUUCGUGACACAGUGGUGGAAAUUGCGGCAGCUGUACCUUGCUUCCGCCCUAUGCUAGGACCACUCAUCCCUCUGGUCAAAUUCGAUCCAUCACCAUACGUGCGAGCUGCUGCCCUGAGGUGUCUGGUGCUAGACUCUCAGUACCAUGUGGAUGACCUCCCCCAACUUUGUGAAAGCGUAGUCCUACUGGAUGCAGAUGCGGAACCUAGACUUGUAGCUAUCCGCUAUCUGCAAAGUACACUUGCGGAAAACAUAACCCAUGUGUUCCGCAUUCUCCCUAAAGCUAUCGAAGACAGUGAUGACGAGGUGAGACGGAUCAUGGUUGGUAUGUGCCCAAGCUUACUCGCUAUUGAAGAAUACGCUGCUGAUACCGUGAAAGAACUUCAGGAAUGGACUGAAGAUGCUGAAAUUGGUGCGGCUGUUCGCGUCGUGCUCGGCGAACCAGCAGCUGAUCGACCUGAUCCCGUUGAGCAUAUCCUUGCGGAUAUGAUGAAUGCACUGCGAGUGAACAUUAAUGAUACCAUUGACUGUUACUAG